AUGACUUUGGCGGCCGGUGUUCUGGAUCUGAAUAUUCUCCAUCUCAACAUUAUCUGCUCGGGAACCAUUCUCGUGGCCCUCAUUCUAUACAUUGGCUAUUGCAGACUCCGCCCACGACCUCUUCCAGGCAUUCCCUAUAAUGAGGAUGCAGCAAAACGAGUCUCUGGGGACUUGAAACCCAUGCGAGCGGCCAGAUAUCGCCGUCAAUGGAUAUGGAGUCAGCCCAAAGAGCACGGGGCUGUCAUAUCUCAGGUGUUCUUGUUUCCAUUUCGGAAGCCCACAGUUAUUGUAUCCGACUUUCGAGAGGUAAUAGACAUUUGCACCCGCCGCGUCAGGGAGUUUGAUCGAGGCACCCGUAACAGAGAAUGUGUCGGUAUAACUGCGCCAAAUUUUCACUUCAACUUGGAAUCCAGAGAUCCGGCGUUCAAACGCCACAGAGAACUCCUUCGGGAUUUAAUGACUCCCUCGUUUCUUGAACAGGUUGCCUGGCCGCGAGCAUAUGAGAAUUCUAGCAGUCUCAUAAAUCUCUGGAGUAUUAAGAAGUGCAAGGCGCAGGAAAAGCCAUUUUCCGCGAAUCAUGACUUGUAUCUAUUGACUCUGGACACGAUAUGCGGCGUCGCCUUUGGAAUCGACCUGCAUAUGUCUGCAAUUGGGCAAGAAAUCCGACACAUGGACAACUUUGCUUCUUUGUACUCAUGGGCUCCCGACAAAUCAGCGGAGUUUCCGACCGCAGCUACCGAUGACUAUGUAGAAUCGUUGCUGGACAUUCCCGAGAUGGUGGCCAUUGCGCAAAAGAGCCCGUUCCCUACAUUAUCUCAACGGCUGGCAUUGUUGAAUCCAAAGCACGCCAGGGCUCAUUGGAAUAGACGAGCCCUCGUUCGAAGACAGACUCAGCAAGCCGUGGCCAGAAUGACAGCGCUGGGCGACAAGUAUAUACCCAAAAGCGCCCUAGAUCAUUUACUCCAUAGAGAAAUGACCACAUCUUCAAAGAGUGGGAGAGCACCGGAUUUCUUUUCCCCUGUCAUUCGUGACGAACUUCUCGGAUUUCUAUUAGGGGGGCAUGACAGCACAGCUACGGUCCUGUCUUGGUGGACGAAGCACAUGCAACAUUACCAAGAGGUGCAGUCACGACUGAGGCAAGCUCUGCGAAAGGCUUAUCACAAGGCGGUGGAAGAGCAAAGGUGGCCAACUGCAGCCGAGAUAUCGUCCAUCUCGGUACCAUAUCUUGAUGCCGUUGUGGAAGAGUCACUGCGGGUCGCAUCUGUCGCCACACUUAUCAGUCGAACUGCCACAACUGAUACUCAAAUUCUUGGUCACCCGAUCCCAAAGGGCACAAGUAUUCUUCUGUCCUUGACUGGACCUUCCUUGACACAACCUGCUGUCCCAGUUCCAGAGUUCCAGAGAACCGAGUCUUGUCAGCAAGCCAAAGACCGUAUCCCGUCAUGGGAAGAUGACAUUGGGGAGUACAGACCAGAGCGGUGGCUCAAAUUUCAAAGCAGCGAGAAUGAAGAAGACGCCGAAGUGUUUGAUCCCCGUGCCGGGCCGAAUUUGGCGUUUUCGACCGGGCCCCGACAGUGCUUUGGCAAGAAGUUAGCCAUAUUGCAACUAAAAACAACUAUGGUGUUGUUGCUGUGGAACUUUGAGUUUCAACAGGUAGACCCAUCUCUGAGCGGGUGGGAUAUAACCGAGAGGCUCAUCAACUUGCCGACGCAUUGCUACGUAAAGUUGAGGAGCAUUGAGUGUUGA
Pochonia chlamydosporia 170 is the source of this 1746-nucleotide messenger RNA. Its product is annotated as cytochrome P450 monooxygenase. NCBI's taxonomy places the organism in Eukaryota, Fungi, Ascomycota, Sordariomycetes, Hypocreales, Clavicipitaceae. Gene Ontology annotation, molecular function: oxidoreductase activity, acting on paired donors, with incorporation or reduction of molecular oxygen; iron ion binding; monooxygenase activity. The coding region runs from base 1 to 1746 and encodes 581 amino acids. The transcript is spliced from 3 exons. The record is from RefSeq and is a predicted model, not a curated record.